CGUUCCCCUGUCUUUGAGUAUUUUGGCUCAUGACAGUUGGGCAGCCGUGGAUAGCUUUCAGAUUCCAGAACACCUGACACUCUCAAGUUCUGGCAAUUGGCAGGUGCCUGUCUGUCACCAGGAGAAGCUUAUUUGGACUCCAAACAGUGGCCUCCACUUUGGAAUGGCCUGUGUCCUGUUGAUCUCUUGAAGUCUUAACAAGCUGUUAUACAAGACACUGACAUCCCCCUUGCCAGCUGGCUGUGGACAUAACUCAGAAGGACCUGCUUUCUCUUUGCCAAGUUCCCCAAGGACACUGCAUGAGGCUGUAUAAAGGGCAGUUGAGUGAGGGGCCAGUGCAGCCUCUCCAGCCCCAGUGACCUGUGGAUUGGCUGUGACUGCAGACCCUUGAGAUGACGGCGCUCUUCCUGACUGUCAGCCUCUGUCUGGUUGCUGCCCUGCAGGCCCAGGACGUCUCGCCCCUUGCUUUGAAUAAUGAGAACUCUUCUGGGAAGUGGUUCGUGAAGGCCUUGGUGAUGAAAGAUGAGAUCCCGAUAGAGAAGGUCUCUCCCUUACUUGUCUUAAAGCUGAGCAACGGUGACAUGGAACUUUCUCUCACACAUAUGGUCUAUGGCCUGUGUCUUGAAGUGACCACCAUCUUGAAGAAAACUGAUGUGCCGGGCCAGUACACUGCCUUUGAGGGGAAGAGCCAUGUGCAGGUGCAGCUGUCUUCUGUGAAGAACCACUGCAUGCUCUACUGUGACGGGGAGGUGGACGGAAUGAGCUUCACAGUGACCCAGCUCAUAGGGAGGGACCUAGAGGAAAACCUGGAGGCCUUGGAGGAAUUUAAGGAGUUCACACAGAAAAAGAGACUUGUACCAGAGAACCUGAUCAUACCUGAGCAGAUGGAAAAGUGUGAACCGGAGAAUGAUUAGGAGCAUGGUGAGCCAAGGCUGCAAAGAAGCCAAGGCAGCAGCACCAGAAUCUCUGCCCUGUGGAACAUGGAAAGAGUGCCCUGCUAGGCCAGCCGUCUUCUCUUCUCUCUUCCCUCAUCCUCCUCGCCUGCUUCUCAAUAAAGAGCUU
This is a messenger RNA of Meriones unguiculatus (Mongolian gerbil), 1062 nucleotides long. Its product is annotated as vomeronasal secretory protein 1-like. The record is from RefSeq and is a predicted model, not a curated record. Gene Ontology annotation, molecular function: small molecule binding. NCBI's taxonomy places the organism in Eukaryota, Metazoa, Chordata, Mammalia, Rodentia, Muridae. The transcript is spliced from 8 exons. Bases 393 to 914 code for a protein of 173 amino acids.